Messenger RNA from Physcomitrium patens, 1875 nucleotides. RefSeq names its product succinate--CoA ligase [ADP-forming] subunit alpha, mitochondrial. Lineage: Eukaryota; Viridiplantae; Streptophyta; Bryopsida; Funariales; Funariaceae. Gene Ontology annotation, biological process: tricarboxylic acid cycle. Gene Ontology annotation, cellular component: succinate-CoA ligase complex (ADP-forming); mitochondrion. Gene Ontology annotation, molecular function: succinate-CoA ligase (GDP-forming) activity; succinate-CoA ligase (ADP-forming) activity. The record is from RefSeq and is a predicted model, not a curated record.
GACAUAUUUUCCAAUGUACGAAUAAAAUCUGUCACCCGUGAGAGAAAACAAGACCCACGCACAAUCCAACAGAGUGAUGACGUUGAAAGUCCUUGGCUGAUCUGUCCGCUCGGUAGAUGCAGUGAAAUGGGUGCGUCACGCAAUGUGGGCGGAGAGGGAGAGAAGAGCCGCGGAAACAGACAUAUCCAGAAACGGUGACUUGUAGAGAGCAAGAAUCCCUAAACGAUUCCCGAGCCCGUUCGGCACUGGAACCGUCGUCGUCUACAUGCUCCCGGGACCCAUUUCUAGGCUUGGAAAAUCCAUCGCCAUAACGCUAACAUUACCCAUCAUCGCAGGGUUUAUGCAACUGUGUGUUCUGUUUCACGCCAGGGUUGCUUGCAUGUGCGAGGUGUUUUGCCGCUCUCGCUUUUUAGUACUCUUUUGCGCGUUAGAGAGUUAGACAAGUAGCGGAAGGAUGAGAGGAAUCGGUGGCAUUGCUCGGCAGCUCCAGCGGUUGGCAGCGCAGAGAGAUGGCGCACGGAGACAGCUCACUACAGGGCCGGCUGUUUUUGUGGACAAGACGACGAGAGUGAUUUGCCAGGGGAUUACAGGGAAGAAUGGGACGUUUCACACGGAGCAAGCGAUUGAUUAUGGCACUAACAUGGUGGGAGGUGUGACGCCGAAGAAGGGCGGGACGGAGCAUUUAGGCUUGCCCGUGUUUAACACCGUGGCGGAAGCGAAGAAGGAGACGAGAGCGAAUGCAUCGGUUAUUUACGUGCCCGCGUCGCUGGCGGCGAAUGCGAUCUUGGAGGCUCUGGAUGCAGAGCUGGAUUUGGUCGUGUGCAUCACGGAGGGUAUUCCGCAGCACGACAUGGUGAAGGUGAAGUCGGCGCUGCUGCAGCAAUCGAAGACGCGGCUGAUCGGGCCUAAUUGUCCUGGUAUCAUCAAGCCAGGCGAGUGCAAGAUAGGUAUCAUGCCGGGGUACAUCCACAAGCCGGGACGCAUCGGGAUUGUGUCUCGAUCGGGGACUUUGACGUAUGAGGCAGUGUUCCAGACGACGGCAGUUGGGCUAGGGCAGUCGACGUGCGUGGGGAUCGGCGGCGAUCCUUUUAAUGGAACGAAUUUUGUAGAUUGUCUUGAGAAGUUCGUGAAUGAUCCGCAAACUGAAGGAAUAGUGUUGAUUGGUGAAAUCGGGGGCUCUGCUGAAGAGGAUGCAGCUGCAUUCAUCAAGGAAAGUGGUACACAGAAGCCGGUGGUGUCAUUUAUCGCUGGUUUGACUGCUCCCCCUGGUAGGCGAAUGGGGCAUGCGGGAGCUAUCAUCUCUGGAGGAAAGGGGACUGCCACAGAUAAGAUUAACGCUCUGAGAGCAGCUGGUGUGACGGUGUGCGAAUCUCCUGCUCAAAUUGGAUCGACUAUGCUGAGGGUUUUCCAAGAGCGCGCCCUAAUUUGAUCUGCAUGCACACAAAUUAAAUUGGUGAACACUCUUGAUGGCGAUGAGCUACUUGAAGCACUUUUACUUUCACCUGGCACAUGAAAGCUAUGCGCUUACUGGCAUCUAAACUGAAUAAUCUUACUUUGGCGUACACUCUUGUGCUGUCACAUUACGAAGACUUUGUUGGUGUACCUCUCAGCUGAGCAUCUGCCGUAUUACUCAUCAAUAUUACUCUGAUACAUGAGAGUUGGUUAAUCACUUUCUAUUGAUGCGUUUUGAGGACAGUUGCAGUUGUCUCAGCUGUAUGUUUCUUCUGGGCCCAGCUUUUUGAUGUUCGAUUAUGUUAGCGCUAAGGUUGAAAUCUACGUCCACAGUCGCAGUUUUACAGUUAUUUGCAAAGCGCGUGCUGUUUUUGACUUGUAUAGUGGAUGAUUACUAGUUGGAAACGUGUUGGGAUUGCAGUA